CCGGCCAGGCCUGCGCAGUCGAGGCGGCGGGGGAAGAUGGUGGAGGACGGCGCCGAGGAGCUGGAAGACCUGGUGCACUUCUCCGUGUCCGAGUUGCCUAGUCGCGGCUACGGCGUCAUGGAGGAGAUCCGGCGGCAGGGCAAGCUGUGCGACGUGACGCUCAAGAUUGGGGACCACAAAUUCAGUGCUCAUCGGAUCGUCUUAGCGGCCUCCAUCCCGUACUUCCACGCUAUGUUCACAAAUGACAUGAUGGAGUGCAAGCAGGAUGAAAUUGUCAUGCAAGGGAUGGACCCGAGUGCCCUGGAGGCUCUGAUCAACUUUGCCUACAAUGGCCACCUUGCCAUCGACCAGCAAAACGUCCAGUCACUGCUGAUGGGGGCGAGCUUCCUGCAGCUACAGAGCAUCAAAGACGCCUGCUGCACCUUCCUCCGAGAACGGCUUCACCCAAAAAACUGCCUGGGCGUACGCCAGUUUGCUGAGACCAUGAUGUGUGCUGUGCUCUACGAUGCGGCCACCAGCUUCGUCCACCAGCACUUUGUGGAGGUGUCCAUGUCGGAGGAAUUCCUGGCCUUGCCCUUGGAGGACGUGCUGGAGCUGGUGUCCCGGGAUGAGCUGAAUGUCAGGUCCGAGGAGCAGGUGUUUGAAGCCGCAUUGGCCUGGGUGAGGUACGACUGCGAGCAGAGGGGGCCCUGCCUGCCUGAGCUGCUGUCCAAUAUCCGCCUGCCCCUCUGCCGGCCCCAGUUCCUGUCAGACCGCGUGCAGCAGGAUGACCUGGUGCGUUGCUGCCACAAGUGCAGGGACCUGGUAGACGAAGCAAAGGACUAUCACCUCAUGCCAGAGCGCCGGCCCCACCUGCCACCUUUCAGAACUCGGCCUCGCUGCUGCACGUCCAUCGCUGGGCUUAUCUAUGCCGUGGGCGGCCUCAACUCAGCAGCAAAUUUUUAUGCAGGUGAUUCCCUGAAUGUGGUGGAAGUGUUCGACCCCGUCGCCAAUCACUGGGAGAAGUGCCAUCCCAUGACAACUGCCCGCAGCCGCGUCGGUGUGGCCGUGGUGAAUGGGCUUCUCUAUGCCAUCGGUGGAUACGACGGCCAGCUACGGCUGAGCACUGUGGAGGUCUACAACCCAGAGACGGACACGUGGACCAGAGUGGGGAGCAUGAAUAGCAAGAGAAGUGCCAUGGGGACGGUCGUGCUGGAUGGGCAGAUCUACGUCUGUGGUGGCUAUGAUGGCAGCUCUUCUCUCAACUCUGUGGAGACCUACUCGCCUGAGACGGACAAGUGGACAGUGGUGACCCCAAUGAGCUCGAAUCGCAGUGCUGCGGGGGUCACAGUCUUUGAGGGCAGGAUACACGUGUCGGGCGGCCACGACGGCCUGCAGAUCUUCAGCAGUGUGGAGCACUACAACCACCACACGGCCACCUGGCACCCGGCCGCUGGCAUGCUGAACAAGCGUUGCCGGCAUGGAGCCGCCUCCCUGGGGAGCAAGAUGUUUGUCUGUGGGGGCUACGACGGCUCUGGCUUCCUGAGCAUCGCCGAGGUGUACAGCUCCGUAGCAGACCAGUGGUGCCUGAUUGUCCCCAUGCACACGCGCCGGAGUCGCGUCUCGCUGGUGGCCAGCUGUGGACGCCUCUACGCCGUGGGGGGCUACGAUGGGCAGUCGAACCUGAGCUCGGUGGAGAUGUAUGACCCGGAGACGGACCGCUGGACGUUUAUGGCCCCCAUGGCAUGUCAUGAGGGCGGGGUCGGUGUGGGCUGCAUCCCCCUCCUCACCAUCUAAGGCAGAGGGUGGGACGCGGUGGGGUAGGGAUCUGGUACAAACAUAGGCACUUCCUUCCAGGGACAGUCCCUCCUGGCAAGGUGUGGACCAGAAGACGGGGUGAAAUGUGAGCUCACCGGAGGUAGUUUCCCCGGGUGCUUACGUCCUCCCUCACUGUGCUGCCCUUGUGACCUCCAGGUCUAGAUCAUCAAGAUGCACAGCAUGGGACAGAAGCCCCUGUGGGUCCCACAGCUGGUGACAUGGGACUGUUUUGCUGGUCCACACGUACACAGGCUCCAUCCAAGCCCAGUGCCCACCUGCCACAGCUGCAGGCCGCCCGCAGGCAGCAGGCCUUCCAUCUGACACCCCUCGCCUGCUAUGCUCCGGCCAUGUGCUGCCCAGUUCGUGGUGGGGUGGCUGCAGUGGCCAAGCUGGUUGGAAACUGGGGGUUGUGGCUGGGAGACAAGGACGCUCCAGUGUCUCACUGCCUGUGAUGACGACCGUGCGGCUGCAGCACCGCCUCCUUCCGUCCUGGGCACAGAGGAUUUUGUCUCAUCGCUGGGUCAGCAGGGAGAACAGGCUUCUCCUGUGGCUAAUUUUGGGAUUCCAGUGAGGUCUUUUUCAUCUUGUUCAGGAGAAACAGAAGAAAAACACAAAGAUACUUGAAAGAAACUGAAGAAAAUUUAAAGAAACACAUGAAAGAAACUAGAGAGAAAAAUACUUUUUUUUAUGUGAACAUUUUUUGCAAGAAAAUAACAUGAAAAAAAGACACUAAAGGGGAAAUAUGUGUUUUAAGUAGAAAACCACCUAACAUGAAAAGGGCGGUAUCCGCUCCCACAUUCGGAUCCAGGGUCCUGAGGCCUCACACAGCACUUAGGUUUCCCUCUGAGCCUCGGUGUGUUUGGAAUCAGUGCUCUCGACUGGUCCUGUGGCAAGGUGCUCGUGAGGUUUGUCUUCACACCCAUCAUCAGAGGACUUUUUUAAUCGUAGGCUUAGUGAGUCGGCUGAAUUACUGCCACUCUUCUAGGUGGGAGCCCCCAGCUCGUCACUGGGGGCUCCGGUACCCGUGUGGUUACCUCCCACUGCCACCAUGGCUCUCAUUCAGAUCCCCAGCCCCACUUUCAUUCCUUCCUUAUGUGACCAGCAGGAAGCAGCAAGUCUGGCCAGAUUCUCACUCGCCCAUCUGUCAUUCUUGGAUAGCUGUCCUCAUCAUUAUGCUUCUGGGGCACAUUGACUGUUUGAACUCUAGAGCCUAACCAGGGACUUGGUCCUUCCACCAGCCAUGGGCUGGCUUGGUCCAGUAACCUCAUCUCCCCUGCCAGGCCACUGCUCCUCCACCCACUCGCCAAUUCCAGGGGUCUGGCCUCCCUCCGGCCCUUGGCUGACCCAUCAGCCAGGUUGACCUUCACAUUCAAGCAAAACGCUUUGUGAUAAGAAGACCUAACGGCCGAAAGAAUCACUUGCUGCUGCGAAGAACAGGCUUUACAUUUCUUCCUCUCAUCUUAGCAAAUGACCUCUUGAAGACACUCCAUGCUCCUUUCUCCUCCCUGGAUGGGACCGUGAUGUAGCACAGCAGGACCCGACCGGAGGACACUGUUACCAGUGCACUGGGCAGUGGGGCUGUCUGUCCUCCUGCUGCUGCCAAAACCUGGUGUCCUAAGAUCUUCCAGUAGAGACAAAAAGAGGAUACAAUUCCUUCAAUGCAAGACAGGGGCUUAGGGCCCCAAUCUCUACCUGGUUGGUCUCCUGUCCACUGCUGCCUGCCUGGGGUGGCCUGGAAGCCUGCUCAGAAAGGCACGAUGUGCAGCCUGAGAUGUCUCCCAGCCCAGGACCGUGAGGUUUACCAGUGUGUGCAAUCGCCAUGUAUCCAGAGGGAAGUACCUUUGCUACCUGCCACUUAGGAGUUGGGCCUCUGCUACAAGCACUUGAAAAUACGGUUUUUUGUUUGUUUGUUUUCUAAAUGACUCAACAAUCUGAUAUAGUUUUGCCUGGGCUUGUGGAGCUCUGGUAUUCCUCACUCCCUCUGGGUUUGCCUACAGAAGGUAGGUAGACUCAAGGAGGUAGGAGUCUGCGUUUCUGCUUAGAGAGGAGUGUAUCAGUGCUCGUCUUAUUAUAAUAACCCCCUAUCUUGUAAAUUUGAGCCUGGGCUGUGAAGGUGCUGAGAGUCUGUCGGUGGGCUAAUCGAAUGCGUGGGCCUCACCAAGUCCUUAGGAUGCUGGCCCAGGUUCUGCCACUGAGGGUGACAGAUCAUUUUCCCAUGGUCUGCUGCUUUUGUAGUGGCAUUUCUACAUUCACUGCCACCUCCUGGUGUAGAAGUUACACUGCUGCACCUGAGAGUGUUUCCAACUAAGAUGUAGCCAGUGCUUGGAUCUGGGUACAAGUAUGUAAACACCAACAUUUCACAUCCUUCACAGUCGGUUCCUCAGUGUGAUGGUGAAUGUUUGCAAAUGGCUAGUCUGGUGCUUUGGUGUUGGAAUCUUUCCCAUAGCAUCCUGAAAAGACAAGUCAUCAAUGGCCCAAGGAUACUGUGAAAGGAGCUAGGACAGGUACUUUGCUCAGUGGGCCUUGGGUCUAGCCCGGCUCUGAGCAGAGGACUGGGGCCUUCUCUGUCCUUGGGCAUUUCCCCUUUUCAGGUAACACACAGAGCCUUCUCUUCUGGGUUUCACCUGAGGUCAGAGCCAGGAUGGGAGCUGAAGACCAGCCUUUUGACUUGGCCACAGAGAUGUGAGUAGGUAGAAAUUCUGCUCCCCACCCCCCCAAUUUAUUGUUUCCCAGAAAAUCUUAUUCCUUUUAUUUAUAGAACGCAUGUCUUUUUGUGUUAAGAAACCAAAGAAAAAUAAAGA
Molecule: messenger RNA, 4598 nt
Organism: Rhinolophus ferrumequinum (greater horseshoe bat)
Lineage: Eukaryota; Metazoa; Chordata; Mammalia; Chiroptera; Rhinolophidae
Gene: KLHL18
Product: kelch like family member 18
Exons: 10
Coding region: 37-1776 (579 amino acids)
Molecular function (GO): protein binding
Source: RefSeq, a predicted model, not a curated record